GUGGGAGAGCAUUCAAUAUAGCUACAAACAGGAGAGCGUAGCUUCUCCUUUUGGUACUUUCUUCAGCUUUUACUGUAUGACACAACUUUUACUUAGAAGGUUUAUCGUGGUGAAGUCCCCUUUCCUAAGAACAAACCAUCAGAAAAAAAGAGGGGAAACCAAAAAAGGGGGAACUUUCUAUACUAAAGCAGACAUUACUGGAAUCUGAUAGAACAAUGAGAGAUUCCCAUCCCAGUUGGGCCUGCUUGUCUUACAGCCUGUUGACCUUUUCCUUGCUUUGUGUAACAGCUGAGAACCAAUGUAAGAUCAGAAAUCAAGUGGCUGACUGCAGUCAUCUAAAGCUGAAACAAAUUCCUUCAGAUCUCCCAAUUAAUAUAACAGCGUUGGACAUUUCUCAUAACCAGCUAAACAAGCUACCACCUGCAAAUUUAACAAAGUACAGCCAGCUUAUUUACUUGGAUGCAGGAUCCAACUCCCUCUCUAAACUUCAGCCAGAACUGUGCCAAACUUUGCCCCUGUUGAAAGUUUUGAAGCUGCAACAUAAUCAGUUGCAUGAGCUCACUGACAAUGUUUUUGCUUCCUGUUCCAGCCUGACAGAGCUCAAUUUAGGGUACAACAUAAUAAAGAUCAAAAGCAAUCCUUUCAAAAACCUGAAGAAUUUGAACAAACUGGAUGUAUCUCAUAAUCGUUUGCUUUCUACAAAAUUAGGAUCUCAGCAACAGUUGGAGAGCCUUCGUGAGCUUGUGCUGUCAGAGAAUAAAAUCACUGAGUUAAAAAAGGAAGAACUAGAUUUUCUUAGCAAGACUUCCUUAAAUAGGCUUGACUUAUCAUCAAACCCACUGAAAGAGUUUCACACAGGUUGUUUACAUGCAAUUGGAAAUCUGUAUGGCCUUGUGCUGAACAACGUUGAGCUUGGCGAAAAUCACACAGAGACACUUUGCUUGGAAUUAUCAGGCACAAGAAUUCAGAAUCUGUCACUGAGCCAGGUCCAGCUUUCUUAUAUUUACAAGUCAACCUUCCACGGACUGCAAACAACAAACAUCACAGCUUUAAACCUUUCCAAAAAUUAUUUGAACAUGAUAGACAAUGACUCUUUUACCUGGCUUUCAAACUUAGAGAAUUUAAACCUAGAGGAUAAUAGGAUUUAUCACUUAUCUUCUCAUUCAUUGUAUGGAUUGUCCAAUGUCAAAUAUUUGAAUCUGAGACGGUCACAUGUCAGAAAAAUUGAUGAUUUCUCCUUUCGUUGGCUAACCCAUUUAGAGUAUCUUCUUAUAGAUAGUAAUAAUUUUCAAGCAAUUACUCCUAAUAUGUUCACAGGCUUGGACAAUCUGAAAUAUUUGAGUCUAUGUAACUGGACCAAUGGCUUACAAAUAAUAACUAAUAAAACGUUUUCAUCACUUGAUAAUUCUACUCUGCGGUUUCUUAAUCUUACAAAAAGUAGAAUCACAAAAAUAGAAAGUGGAGCAUUUUCUUGGUUGGGACACCUAAAAAUUCUUGAUUUGGGACUCAAUGAAAUAAACCAGAUGCUCACAGGUCAUGAGUUUAAAGGUCUGCAAAAUAUUGAGGAUAUCUACCUUUCCUACAACAAACAGUUGACUUUGACAAGCGAAUCAUUUGCUUUUGUUCCAAGCCUUAGAAAACUGAUGCUACGGAAGGUAGCUUGUAGCAAUCUGGACCUCUCUCCUUCACCUUUUCACCCUCUACGGAAUCUAACCAUCCUGGAUAUCAGCAACAACAAUCUAGCUAAUGUAAAAGAUGAUUUGUUUGAUGGACUUCACAAACUUGAAAUUCUGGAUUUGCAACAUAAUAAUUUGGCUCGACUUUGGAAACAUGCCAAUCCGGGUGGCCCUGUCUUUUUUUUAAAAGAUCUUCUUAACCUGCAUAUACUUAAUUUGAAGUCUAAUGGCUUGGAUGAGAUUCCAGUACAAGUUUUCAAGGGAUUGUUUCAAUUAAGAAGCCUGGAUUUAGGAUCAAAUAAUUUGAAUUUGCUUCCAGCAUCUUUGUUUGAUGACCAGAUAUCUCUGAAUUCAUUGAUCCUUCAGAAAAAUCUUAUAACAUCUGUUGAAGAAAAAGUGUUUGGGACAGCUUUCAAGAAUCUGAAAGAACUAGAGAUGGAUUCCAAUCCAUUUGACUGCACCUGUGAAAGUAUCUCCUGGUUUGUUAGUUGGCUUAAUGUGACCCAAACAAACAUACCUGGAUUAGAUACCCAUUACCUUUGCAACACACCACCUAAAUAUCAUAGUAAUCUGGUGAUGCAUUUUGACAUUUCACCCUGCAAAGAUAGUGCUCCUUUUAAAUUACUGUAUAUAAUAAGCACCACUGUGAUAAUGCUCCUCCUCUUUAUUGUUAUUCUUAUCCAUUUUGAAGGCUGGAGGAUAGCAUUUUACUGGAACGUGUCAGUAAAUCGAGUACUUGGUUUUACAGAAAUAGACAGGCAACAGGAAGAAUUUGAUUAUGAUGCCUACAUUAUUCAUGCAAGAAGGGACAGGAAUUGGGUGUCCAAGAACUUCAUUCCUCUGGAAGAAAAUGAUCAGUCUCAAAUCAGGUUUUGUUUAGAGGAACGAGACUUUGAAGCAGGCAUAUCUGAAUUUGAAGCCACUAUUAAUAGUAUAAAAAGAAGUCGGAAGAUUAUCUUUGUUGUCACUGAACAUCUCUUAAAAGAUCCCUGGUGCAAAAAGUUCAAGGUGUACCAUGCUGUCCAGCAAGCUAUUGAGCAAAGUCGGGAUUCCAUCAUACUGAUCUUCCUUCAUGACAUUCCAGAUUACAAACUGAAUCAUGCACUUUGCUUGAGAAGAGGAAUGUUCAAAUCUCGCUGCAUCUUGGAUUGGCCAGCUCAGAAAGAACGGGUCAGUGCAUUUCAUCAGCAAUUAAAAAUGGCACUUAAAUCUAGCAGCAACAUGCAUUGAAUUUCUAAAGUAUAAGAUUGAACUGAUAGGACACUUCAUUUCAGACUGACUAAAGGAUAAGAGUCCUUAUGGGGAAAAAUUAAACCAAUCCACAGCAACUUCUCUAUUUUUCCUAUUAUGUGUUUUUAAUUGGUAAUUGUUCUUAUCCUUCGUAUAUUGUUUCACCUGUAUUUUGAGUUCAUAAAAUGGUCAUGAUGGACACAAAAAAUAGGACCGACAACUCUUUCAAUCUGUGAUCAUAAAGAAUCAGCUUAUUUAAAAUAGAGCAGAAAUAGAGUGAAGAAAGGGGUGGUGAGAAUGAGUAGCGGCAUGGUAAAUUUCCAUAUGAAGGGGUGCUGAAAAGACUGGGACUGUUUACUUUAAAGAGGAAAUGAAUAAGAGGGAGGAAAUGUGAUACAGAUAUACAAAGUAAUGAAUGCUAGAGAGGGAGUAUGCGCCUGGACAUGUAGACCUCAUUUGUUAAUUCCUUCAGUGUUGGAGAGGGCUGCCUGCAGGCCCUCUGGAUUAAGAUGAAUUUCAAGCAAUGUGAGAGGAUCCAGAACUUCUCUCCUGCUUCCUAAUUCUAAUAGUCUUUUAUCUAAAUGCCUCCCCUCUAAAAUAGCUUGAAUUUAGGGCAUCCCGAAAGGAAAUGUUUUAGUAUUCUAUAAAUUCAAGAACAGUAAAUUGAUAUUUCUAGUCCUUAAUUUUUUUUUCAAAUGAAAGAUGAAAUCUGAUAAAUAUUGCUUCCAUAGCAGAUAGUUAUUAUCCAAAAUGCAUUUUCUGGGUAUAAGGACCUUACCUUGCAAAAUUCUAAGCUGUGUACUUUUUUUCUUUUUAGUUCUACCUUUGGUUUUUCCACUUAAAAUGAGUUGGAGAAAGGUGUUUAAAUAAGAAUGGCAUACUGGUACCAUGUGUCUUGUAAACAGUACAAUUAAUAGUCAAAGGGAAAAUGAGAGCCUUAACAGUGACUUGACGAGAGCGCACUCACAGCUACCCGUAGGGCAGAAUUUGAUGGAGGAACCAGGCUAUUGCUCUGACUGUACUGAACAUUGACGCCCUAAUUCCCUACUCUCUUGUACCAGGCUACUAUUCUGAUUUGGUGAAGUCUCAGACUCAUUUGACACAGGUAUAAAUGACUAUACAAACUGCAAGGUAGUGAAGAAUCAGCCCCUAAAACUUUUAAACCCUUUUAGGGACAAAUCUUCCUUCUCCCAUAAUGGAAGGCCCCUCUAAGCAGAGAAAUUGGUAUGGUUCUGCUGCGUUGGGUGCCUAGACCAUGGAAGUCUAUGUAAGGGGUAUAUACCUUCUGUGGUGCUAGGAGUCCAGCUUCCCAGCCAUGUGGGGAUGAUUCUUUCUACCUUGGUCUCCAUGGAUUUCACUGAUAUUCAGCCUGCUAGUUGUGAUGUGCACUGAAUGGGGCCUUCAUGUUUUUGUACAGACAUAAUCACAUACUAUUCAAAAUACAAUAUGUCUCUUUAAGAGGUUGUAGCUUUACCUAGAAAUCUAUUACUAAAACAUAGGAAAAUUCUUGUGGAUUAGAUCAGUGAAAGAAAACCACAGCAUCCCGAUUUGCAUGACAUUUUACAUGCACAUAAAUCUUAGUGUGAAUGACAGCAACAGUCAGCUCCCCUUCUCCUGCUGCCAGCUUGUAUCAAAUGGCAGCUAAAAAUACAUGCCUAUUUAAGUAUGCAAUUUCUUUGUAUGCCACAGGGAAACUAUGGGGCUAUUACUAGCAAAGGAGGUGGCUUGUAUGAUAGCCAAUGAUAGAAGAGGUGGUCCACAUCACAAUCUUUCUAUUGAAAUUUGAUGCAUGUUGCGGGGCGGGGAGGGGACCUUUGAGGAACCCUGAACUAAGAAACAGACUCUGGUUGAAAUGGGUAGACUUAUCUAGCAGGGUGCUGGUACAGAAGCACCUAAUUAGCCCCUGCCCAGUCAGCUCCAAUCAGGGGAAACUGAUUGGGGCUGAUGGAAAAGGCCUGAUGCUGGCCUGAGGAUUGGCGACACCUGCUGGCCUGACAAGCCAAAAGGCUGGGAGGGAGCCAGGGAGAAGUCAGUCAGUCAGGCUUCCUAGCUGAAGGCUGCCUCUGCCUGUAAAGGAGGUGAUUAAUCCUACAAGACUUGUAUAUAGAUAGACACUGGUGGUGGGAGAACCUUAUAUAAAUAAAGACAUGUGUUUCACAACCCGGAAGCCUCUCUGAGCCUUAUUGGGGGCAGCAAGUGGAACCCAGGAAGAAGGGUAGGACUUGAACCCUGUUACAACUUUACAUUGGAUUUUUAACUCUUUUUUUCCUUGUAGUUUUCAGAUAUCUAUUUUUCUUGGUAAGCUGUUGCAAACUGGAGCUUUGCAAAUCCUCAUGGUUUUACAAUGAACACUGAGAUAUAUUUAAUUCAGCCCUGAGUUAUAUAUACAGUUCACUUAGGUUUUCCUCCUUCAGUGAAAACUGUUCUAAUAUGCAUUAAAUUCUACAAGCAAGAUAAGAAAUAGCUGCUAUUUCCUGUGAGCAGCUGAAUAGACUACUACCAGAAAUCAAUAUCUAGUUGGAGAAUGAAAAAAACCCUAUCGUACUAUUUUACCAAUAUUACUAUUAUUUCUUAGUGUCCCUAAAAAAUAUCUAUAGGUACCCACAUCUGGCUCUGCGGCCCUCUUCCAUAAAUUAGAAAUAUACAAAUACAAAUGAAAGUGUCUCAUAUUCAUCCACCAAAUCCUCAGCCCAUCCCCUCUUCAAUAACCUGAGAACAGAUGGGUUCUGCAGACUUCCCAAAUACAGGAUCUGGUGGACCAAAGGGAAAGUAGGUCCCAAAGUGGAGUACCCUUUUCAGAGAACACGCUGACAGCAGCUCCCUUUCAUUUACAUUGAGGGUGCUGAGACAUGAGUAUUCAUAUUGAUCGCUACAAUGGCUUAUGGCGGGGAAAGAGAGGUGAUUUCUUAGGUAACUGUGUCCCAAGCUAUUUAAGACUUUAUAGGUUAAAACUAAUACCUAGAAUUCCACCUAGAAGAUUAUUGUGAGGCAGCAGAGAUCUUGGAGUACUAUUUAAUAUGCUUUAAGGUGCAGCUCCACUGAAUAAGUAGCCCACCACAUUGUGCAUUAGCUUCAGCUUCUGACAGGUCCUAAGGUAGCCUCCCAUACCGCAUAUUACAGCAAUCUAAUCUUGAGGUAACAAAGGCAUGAAUAGCAGCAUCAGAGAGGGAAGGCUGCAUUCUUCUCACCAGGCUCAGACAGAAAAGUGCCAAUGGUUGCAACCACUAUCUGAACAUCCAAGAGCAGCUCAGGAUUUAUCAACACUUUUACAAAUGAUGGUCACAUUCCCUCAGUGAUGGGGUGCUCAUAUAAAUUCUGCUAAGCCAUAUGGCUGUUUCCUCAUCCCACCCUCCUAUCUGUGCCUUGUCUAGAUUAAAUCACAGUCAACUCUCUCUCAUCCACAUCCUAACUUCACCUGAGAUAUUGUGUAAUUCACUGGGUAACUUAUACUUGGCUGGAUAACUCAUGACUGAGACAGAGAGCUGGAUGAAUGCAUUGUGGCUUAUAUCAGAUAGAAAGAACUAAACCAUAUGGGUGCACAAUGCACACAAACUAAUUAUUCUAGUAACCUCUGCAGGAAACUCAUAAAUAUUCUCCUGAAAAAAGAUAUUCAUGGGCAAAACAAACUCCCAAAGCAAGCAUAUGGAAGGAUAUUUUUUCAUGCUCAUAAUUAAUAAUUUCUAUGGAUUAACCUGCUUGGUUGAACUUCCUCCCACUCUGAUACCAAAAUGUUAUAUCAGGUCGCAUUAUAUCUGGUAGAGGUGUAUAUGUACAGAAUCCACACAAAUAUGGGUUAGCUGGCUUCAGCAAAGCAUUCAGGCUCAAAUCCUCAAAGGAAGGUAGGUACUUGAACCCCAGAUUUAGGGGUAGGGGCUAGAGGACACCCAUUCCCUUACAAGGUAUAGCCUUGGGUACUUAUCUGAGUAUGGGAAACCUUGGUUCAGUUCCCCCUUCUGCUUGAAGAGAAGAGAUUUAAAAACACUCACUGAUCUCUAGGAGAUUCUGUUUGGGGGCUCUCCCAGUUUCUCUUGUUGAAGCUUUAAUUGAAUAAUUAAAUAUUAAUUGGGCCCAAGAAAGAAUGAAAACCCCUCUAAAGCUCAGUAGUUAGGGCAGGCACCUGAGAUGUGGGAAAUCACUGUUCAACUCCCUUCUUAUGACGUAGAGAGGGGAAUUGAGCUAAGAAUACUGGCAUAUUAGCCUUUAGCCCAGUGUUUAGGGUAUUCACCUAUGAGGAAGGCUACCACCUCCACUCCCCUGGUCAUUUUUACGUGGACUUAGGCAGGCACCCAACUCCUUCUCACAAGAAGUGGUUUAGUGGCCUAAUUCACCUGACUGCAGGAGACAGGUACUUCUUGGUUGUGGAUUGCUAGCAGACAUAGGCACCUCCCUGCAACCUGUACCUAGGUACUGAACUCAGAGACUGGGAUGGAGCUUUGGACACACCUUUCUUGUCAGCUUCUCCCAUUGCAGCUCUGCAACUAGUGUACUGGCUUUUGGAGAUCCCAUUCUUUAGAACAUAUCUCUCCCUAUGCAUUGUAUAGGGAGCCUAGGUGCCUAACUCAGGGUUUGUAGAGUCCAUUGUUCCACUGAUUUUCUAGACAGCUAAAGUUAAGUGUUGCAACACUGAGUGUUGUAAUGUCUCAAUCCAUUUGUCGACCUGGGCCACUGGCAGAUGCAUAACUCUGGAGGGAGUUGGGAAUUGACAAAGUCCCCAUAAAGGAGACUGACUACUCGUGGACUUCUGAGUUAACCAUUUGUUUUACAGUAACAAAUUUCAGACAAUGUGGUACCUCUUUAUAUAAAUAAUAAAUCAUACAAUAAAGCUGUUUUGUCUAUAAAAUGUACAUGUCAAUUUGUAAAAGCAUCAGUUUUAACAGCCUUUUCAAAAAUGCACCUAUUCUACGAUAACAGAUGCCAUAUUAUAAAGUUUAGCUAAAGAGAAAAAAUGAACAAAUAGCCUUUGUGUGCAUUGGUAGAGAUUGAAGGAUACAUACAGCUGAUUACAGAAGAUCUAACAUGAAAAUAAAGGGCUUUGUUUACAGGUGAACUGAUAUGUGAUGAUUCCUUAAUUACAGUAACAGGAUUAUCCUCAUUGUGAUGCUCUCAUCUCAUCUUUCUCAUCGUCUUUUCAGUCCAAGCGACAAAUUCUCUCUUCUUGUUUAAGCCAUGAAAGUUGAGGAGGCGAGGCUUUAAUGAUGAGGUGCCAGGUUUACACCAUGUCACUUACACUUUCCUCUAUUUAAAGAUUAACUUGUGGAGCAUUCCUUGUGUGUUCUCUAAAUCUUUACUGUAAUGAAAAAUAAUAGCAAAAAUUAGACUUCUCAUCCCAAUUCAAUAUAACAUGCUGUCUAACAAAUGUUAGCUAUUAACAUGUGUAAUAAAGGUAUUAAUUGUGAAACAAAGACUAAAUAUUGUCUGUACUUCAAUAUUUACAAAUUAAAAUUUUCAU
This is a messenger RNA of Malaclemys terrapin pileata, 8355 nucleotides long. RefSeq names its product toll like receptor 3 (gene TLR3). Bases 216 to 2906 code for a protein of 896 amino acids. Lineage: Eukaryota; Metazoa; Chordata; Testudines; Emydidae. Gene Ontology annotation, molecular function: protein binding; transmembrane signaling receptor activity. The record is from RefSeq and is a predicted model, not a curated record. Gene Ontology annotation, biological process: toll-like receptor signaling pathway; immune response; inflammatory response. The transcript is spliced from 5 exons. Gene Ontology annotation, cellular component: membrane.